Molecule: messenger RNA, 4510 nt
Organism: Ciona intestinalis (vase tunicate)
Lineage: Eukaryota; Metazoa; Chordata; Ascidiacea; Phlebobranchia; Cionidae
Source: RefSeq, a predicted model, not a curated record
UCUCAAACAUCGAAAACGUCACUGAUGCUGAGGUCACAACAGCGGCAACACCAGAACAAUCUACGUCAUGCGUUUGUGUGACAGUUGAAACUACAACGGGAGAAAGUAAUUUUACUACUCCAGAAACAACAACGGCAUCUUUCGUCGAAAACACAACAUUCGUUGAGACGACAACAGUUCAAGAUACCACGCCAGUUGUCACGACGGUUGAGGCCACGACUCCUGGUGCCACCACUACAAUACUAGUCACAACACCAGCGGCCACAACCCCCCCUACCACCCCUGCUACAACUGUUAAACCCACAGAAGCAACAACACAAAAACAAACAACAACAACAGAAGUCACUACAGAUGAAACAACAGAAACUACAAGAGAACCAACAACAGACCCCACCACAGCUCCCACUGCCACCCCCACAGCCAUCUUACCCCCCCCAGCGACAUGUAUAGAACUUACAAUUUUCAUAAUUAUCCUCGCGGUUGUGAUCGUAAUAUUCCUGGUCAUCAUAUUUUUGAUCUGGUGUUGUUGUAUCAGAAGAAGGAGGUCACAUGAUGUGGAAACUUCGAUCAGCGCUGUGUCGCUCAGAUCUGCUAAAGAGAUCUCGAGUGAAUCUUGGAGAGGGGUCAUGGAGAAGGAGGACAUGAUAAAAGAUGCGAUCGGACUUGGGAAGAUUGAUGUUUUGGAGUUUACGAUCAAACAAGCGAAGUGUCCGUCCAUCUUCGCUGUGGAUGAUCAGCUAUUGGAGACCGCUGAAACUACUUUAAACAAAUGGAAAAGAGCGCUGUACCUGUUGGAGGGGGCUGUGGAACAAAGAGACGUCGUAGCCAUGGAGGAUUAUGCAAAGAGGUUUGAAGAGUUAGAUAUAAAGGAUGACACGGGUGUCUACCAGAGGUGCAUCAAACUACAAUGGCAACGAAGUGAAGCAAAAUCUCGGUUGAAGAAAGCUGUGACUGAUAUGAAGGAAGAGGAUCUGCUUGCUUCGAUCACUAAGUUUAGGGAGUUGAACCUUCCUGUUGAUCAAAUGAAGACGGAUGUAGAUCUCAUCGCUGCCAUCCAAGCCCUUGAUAAGAUUAAGGAAGAUCGGAAGUUGAAAGGAAGAUCUCAGGAGGAGCUGAAGACGGCUCUGAGGGAGUCCGUGGAACAAAGAGAUGCGGGUCUCAUCCAAACUGCUCUUGAUCACUUCGAAGAAUCGGGGAUGCCAGACUUGGACGGGGACGUAGAGAAAGCAAUGAUUGUUCUCAAUGAAUUGAACGAAGAACGCCGUAAAGAAAGAGAAAUCUCGCUUGAACGACUUCUCGAUGCCUCCCAGUCACGUGACGCAGGGGAGCUCCGUGAUUCGCUGAGACGCUGCUCCCACUUAGGAGUGGAGGAGGAGCAGAUAAGAGGAGGGGAGAAGCUGUUGAAGAUUGUGGAGCGAGAGGACCAACUUCUGCAACAGAUGAGGGAGAUCAUGGAUAAGGAAGAUGCGGGAAAACUUUUGGAAGCGAUCACUGUUUUUAGAACUCCAGGGCUCCAGCUUGUGGACAAAACAGGCGACGUCGCACGAGCUGACGAGUUGUUGCAAAAGUUGAAGGAAAAAGAAAGAUUGCAUCGCGCUAAAGGGGACGCCAUGUGGAGGUUGCAAGCUGCAAGAAAUGUGGGAGAUGUGGCCGUUAUGGCUAAUAUGAUUAAAGCGUUGGAAAACCUCGCAUCAGCCGGGGAGGAAAUAGAUGAAGCCAUGUUGCUGCGAGCGAAGACCGAGUUAGAUCAGAUACGAGGAAGACUCGACUAUCGUAAGCGAAUGGAGGCGAUAAAGAGUGCAAUCACCCGCAUGGUGGCAGCAGAGAACCUGCCUCAAUUAUCGGACUUAAUCGAGCAGAUGGUCGAACUAAGCGCUGACCCCAAUUUCGAGAUGACGGCAGACGAUACAAGAGUUUUAGACGAUUCCAGAGCAAUCCUGCACUCCCUUAAGCGCAAGCAUUCAAUAUUAGAUGAAUUGGUUGCAACAAGGCCGUUGUUACAACUUCCACAAAUCCCCGACGAGUUGGACAAGUUAGAAGAAGGUGUGAGAGUAAUGUCGAAGCUGAAAGACUCGGCCUCGGAGUUUGAAGGCGUGUUUCUCCCCGCUGAUGAUGUCAUGCUCACCACGGCAACCAUGAACACGGAGGAACUCAAGGAAAAAGUGAACGAGAUGAAAAUUGGGCAAACAAGGUUAAGAGCAGCAAUGGGAAUGAAGGAUUACAAAGAAGUAAUGAACGCGAUUAAAAUUGUGAAGAACGGUCCAUUUCCUGAUGAUCAGUUGCUUAUAGAAGCGCAGGAAUUAGCCGUGUUCUUGGACCCAGCGGCUCGAAGGACUGGGCUCAGGAAAGCAAUAAGAGGUCGAGAUAUUGAAGCUUUAGAGAAAGAGAUUCAAGCUUUUAUAGAAGCAAUGGUGCCUGGGGAAGAGGAGCUCCUUGAAAAGGCGCACCGAACACUAGAGAAAUUGAAAAAGAUUAAACGAAAGGAAGAGAAAGCGGAAAAAAGGCGACUAGAAGAAGAAGCGAAGAGAAAAGAGGAGAUCGGGGAACUCACUGCGAAGUUACAACUAGCUAUCGAAUCCAGAGAUAUAAAUGAACUACAGAAUGCUAUGGAUGUAUGUGAGGGCAGUAGUUACCCCAGUGACGAUAUACCUUUAUUCAGUGAUGCUGAGGAAUUAUUCGACCAACUCACUAUAGCUCAACAUAGGAAGGAUCUUAAAGAAGGAAUUGCGAGGAGAGAUAUCUUCAUGUUGGAGAAGACGGUUGAUGCUGUGGAGUAUGGAGGUUACAUCACUGACCUCGAUCCUGAGUAUGAGAUGGCGAAGGAACAACUUUUCCACCUCAAGGAGUUAAGUAGGCUAAGGGAGGCCAUCUCUGGAAUGAACAGAUCGUUGAUAUCGGAGAUUCAUCGUUACCCCUACCCACCAAGUGACGUGCAUACCGUGAUGACAGCAGCUCUUAUGAUGUUAGGAGACUUAGAACGGGAUUGCACUAAUUGGAAUGACGUCCAGAACUUGGUGGGGAAGAUGGGCAAACAAGCGAUCACGAGACGAGUGCGCCAUAGUGCCCCCGGUGACGUAACAGCCGAAAUACGACGAGAUGUCGAACGCAAAUUAUCGGGGCUGGAUAUUGAGACAGUGCAAGCGAAGAGUAAAGGAGCGGCUGCAUUCUUUGCUUGGAUGCGUUGCAUGUUGAAAGAGUCGUCAUACAUAACUGUCAAUGAGGAAACAGUAACAACUGCCUUGUAACAAAGGCUAUUGUGAUUGGGGUCAAACCAGGAGUGGCAGGGUGGGUAGGAGCCCCCAAAAAUGUUACCCUACCUAAAUCAAUAAACAUUGGCACCAUUUUUAUAGAGAUACGCGUCUAACUAUCCCUGCCUUCCCUGUAUUUAAAACAGUUUGGCACCUAAUGCUCUUUGAUAUGGGGUAAUGGGCCAAAUGGCCUAAAUCCCAGGUCCUCACCCAUACAAAAUAGAAUGAUCUUUGUUACUACCAUAGCAAAUUAUAGGGGUUCAAAAGUAUUAUCUUUAUUAGUAUUAAUUGUUGUUGUGAUGUCAUACAUGGUAACUAUGACAUCACAAGCCCUGCUAGUUCCACCAACAGUAUUAUUGAAUUUAUUUUGUGAUUGUUUUUAAUAAAGUUUUAUAUUUAAAUAUUGUGUCAUCUGUCAUAUACUACACCUCGUGCCCGCUUAUAAGUUACCACGUAUGUAACUUAUUUGUCCUCACAUGACGGGGCAACCACAGUCGUUAUAACACGGGUGUUCUGUUUCAUACACCUCGUGCCCGCUUACAAGAUACCACAUAUGUUACUUAUUUAUCCUUGAUCUCUUUGAUGCAACGAGAAUCAUCCAACAAUAUGAGCGCUAAAUCAGGGCCAGAUUCACAGAACAUAUCACAAUUGGAUUACAUUAAUAACUACUGGCUGAAAUCUGGAAAACAUAUCAUAUUUAAGUACGAAAAAGUUGUUUGAUUUUAAUUCAGUUUUUAUUCGGUAUAAUGUUCGUUUCGCACAAAUAAUAAAAAGUAACAGGAACAAAAACAAACAAAGAUUGAAUGAAGAAAGAAUUUCACAAAUACACAUUUAUUAAAAAUUGAUCUUCUGGUAAAAAACUAAACUUUAUCGCUCAAAUUGUGUGCGCCAACUAGCAAGACAUCAACAGGCAAUGAUAUUUUAACUUUAGGGGUGAUGGGCCAACUUUGGCCUAAAUCUCGGGUCCCAUGGCAUGCCUCACUGUAGGACCUCACCCAUAUAGAAUAGAGUGUGCACAUACAAUGUUGGGGUAAUGGGCCAACUCUGGCAUAAACCUCAGGUCCCUUUGCAUGCCUCACUCACAAACUUACAUGGAAUAGAAUAUCAACGAAAUUUAAAAAUCUUUCAGUAUGGCAGAUAAUACAACAACAAUAAUUAGUGCCAAAAAAACAAUUUUUACCAGAAGAGCAAUUUUUAAGCAUUACAUUCUACAAAGUAACGACAAUAGAAAACACAAUUGUCUUGUAUGUCAUUAUUUUUGC